Molecule: messenger RNA, 1470 nt
Organism: Symbiodinium sp. CCMP2592
Lineage: Eukaryota; Dinophyceae; Suessiales; Symbiodiniaceae
Source: the annotation of a GenBank genome assembly
AUGUUGUGUGUUAGCCGAGUGUCUGGAGAACCUGUCCUCGAGCUGGGGCAAGACGAGUUUGAUGCUUUGACGUCCCGUGGCGGUAGUGCAGUGAGGACAUUGAAGCAACGCUUGCGGUGGGCAACAGGGAUUGGCAUCUUCAGACAGUCGCUGGUUCGCGAUGGUUGCGUGCUGAGGGAGAAAGAUAAGUUGGAAUUUCCAAUGGACCUGCAGCUGGUGGUCGCACCAUGCUUGUCCAAGAUGUCGAGAAAAGAUUUUCAGGAAAUGCACGGCGCUGUGCACCGAAAUGACACACAGCGGCUUGAGGCUGUUCUGGAGAAAGGCUUGCUUAUUUCAGCCGGUGCAGAGAUUAGCGGAGCUCAUCGCGAAGCUUUCGAGCUUGGUAACGUGGACGUCACAAAGUUGGUUCUGCGAACAGGCAUUGAUGUAAACGAGCCGGGUGAUGAUGGCAGAGCGCCCCUACACUGGGUGUGCCGUCGUGGUCAUGUGAUGGUUCUGCAAGCUCUGUUGGAAGCCCGAGCUUCUGUCAAUAUUACCGACUCCCGAAAUGCAACGCCGCUCUUUCUCGCGGCAGACUCGGGAAAUUUGGAUGCGGUACAGAUGCUCAUCCAGCAAACAGCAGACUUGGAUCAGGCGACGGCGAGCGGAACAACUGCUCUCCAGAUCGCACUGGGCAACCGUCGCUUAGACAUCGCGCGACUGCUAUUGGAAGCUAGAGCUGAUUGGAGCUCGUCUCCAGAUUCGCAUCAAGCGCCGGCCUUGCUGAUCGCAUCCGAACAGUUUGACUGGUACAUGGUCCGUCUGUUGCUGGAUGCAAGAGCGAGCAUAGAUGCUGUUGAUUCUCUUGGGCGGACAGCUUUGCACCACGCCUUUCUGAAGCCGCAAGAUGUAGAAUCCAUGGAAAUGGCGCGCUUGCUGAUAGCAAGGACGGCUGAUGUGAACAAGACGGUCGAUGCGGAGGGCUGCGCCCCUUUGCAUUGGAUGUCACAGGCUGGCCAGUCAGACAGGAUGCAUUUGCUGGUGGAGGCCAAGGCCGAUCUCAACCUGAAGAACUGCAGAGCCGAGACGUCCCUGCACUUGGCAAGUAGAAGCGGCCAUCACGAAGUCGUCAAGCAGUUGCUGGAAAACCGAGCAGAGACAGACUUCGCUGAUGCCCGAGGCAGGACGCCGCUGUUGAGGGCAGCAGAGUUGGGUCAUCCAGAGACUGUGAACCUAUUGCUGGCAUAUCGGGCGGAUGCGGGACGGGCCGACGUCGACAGUUUCACACCGUUGCUUGAGGCAGCUGGCUGUGGCAACCUUGAGUGCACUCGGCUGCUGAUCCAGGCUGGUGCUGACGUGAACAGAGCCUGCUUGUUUACCGGCGCCACGCCGCUGCGCAUUGCGCAGAAGCAUGGAAACGAUGCAGUUGCAACGCUGCUCACAGAUGCUGGGGCAUCCGGUGCCGGAUCUGCUGGAUACCCGGGAAACUGA